AUGACAUGGCAAGGGAGAACGGUAUUUGCACUGCUGUACUCAACAGUAUUUGUGUCAUUGGUGGCUUCGCAGGGAACCAAUUUGGGCGGCGGAAUAACGACCCGAAUUGCUGUGGGUGAGUAUGCUGAUUUAUCUCUUGAUUUACGCGAUAUUCGUGCUUUUGUCGAUGCCAACAAUAUGAACAGUGCCCUGGGAAUGUACUUGCAAGGCAGCCACGCAGAAUUUGUGGCCGGACAACGUACACCGUUGAAGAUAACAACUGAUGCGGUAUCCAGCGCCGAGCGUACGACUCCCUGGUAUCUAUUUCAUCUAUACGGUCUAGCGAGCCUAUCGACCGAUCCGAUGGAACUCGAACAACACAAAAGCUAUGCCGGGAACUACAUCCAGAAGGUAUUCACCACCAAUUUGGAAGUCGCCGAAAGCGCCAUCUUGGCUCUGGGAUUAUGGAUGUACGCUACUCAUUUACUUUUUGAUGGUGUCGCCAUUUGUGAAAUGCGGACCCGUGCCGAUAAUCCGGCACUAUUCAACCUGGCCGGCGGUGGAAUGGAUGAGUUCAUUGCGCUUUGGAUUGGAUCGGAUCAAACCGUAGCAACAGCUAAUGGACAUGGUCUCUACGCUUGGGCUCACACGAUCGGUGAACGCUUCGGUACUGCCAGCCCUGAGGCUGUCGUAAAUGUCCGACUUAAAGCUCUUUACCAAGAGGGCUCGGGGACCUUAACCGUCAGUCGUGCGUGUACUUCGGCAAAUCAAAAUUCUGUUGCGUUGCUUCAUACGACAGCAGUGCAAAUGACGAAUCUCAUGGUGAUCCCACUGUACCAAUGGCUAAUUUAUUCCUUGAUUGAGCAGGACGCUGCAGCUGUAAAGUUAUACGCCACAGCCCUCAUCCCGCAGCUUUCAAAAUGCCGUCCCAGCACUUUCAAACGUCUCAAAUCAUCACUCCUGAAUGAUUCCAUCAACUUUGAUAAGACAAAUGCUACCAUACGUGAUCUGCAGUCAUCCUACUAUUGUUUCGAUAUUACAUGCGAAGACAUUGGUAUCUUCAACGGAGACAAUCGACUUCAAUGCAUACGGAAAGACGAGGAUCGACGUAUCGCUGGAUUUUUACCGAGCAAAAGCACAGAGCCUCUUCAUCGCAUGGACCUGGAUGUCAAGCAAUUGAAAAUGUUAACUGCGGUCCAAGGGACGUUAUUCGCUCAGCUUCUGUACAGUCAUGGUAGCAAUGUUCCGAAGGCCAGACACAGUGAGAACGACCCCUUCACCUACCAUUCUUUGUCAGAAUUAGCAACGACGACUGCUCGACAAGACGCAGACCCCAUAUUCUCCGACUACACAUCGUACCACGGGGACAAAGACUAUGCCCACAAAUAUAUAACUUCAGUCUUGAGUGGAUUGUCGAAAUGGACAACUCCACAGCAAAAUGGCGAGGCCGUAGGCCUGACGAGUGCUUACCAUAUACUAUUCGUGACAGCGGUUGGAAGGAUGAAUGCUGCGAUAAAAUCAUGUCACGGGGCAGCCGCAGAUCCAAAUGCAACAGUUGGUGAGACAUACCAAUGGGACGAAGCUGCAAUGCUAAUAAUUGGUUCGAUGGAAGGUCCGAUUCUUGGCGGAUCGCCAGAUCUAGGAGAUGGUGAAUUCACAUAUGGCCUUGCAAACCGACAUGCCUUUCAAUUUAACACACGCAACGAUCUAGGUUAUUCCAAGGUGAUCUCAGAUAUUGAAAAUCUUUUGUUUGCUGGGAAGGGGGAAUUGGAUGCGGGUGAUUGUGAUAACUUUGAGCGAACCGCCAACAAAUUGCAAAAAAUAUUGUUUGUUCCUGUUAUACAAAGCUCCAUUGCCUCCGCUAGUGAGAGCCACUCUCUCUCACCGUCUUCAACAUCACUGAGCCUCACUCGGGGAGAGAUUUUUAGUAUGUCGGUCAUUCCGAUCAUCCAUACGGAAGAUCCACUCAUUGCUGAAUUGCUGAUGCGUUUGGCGAAGCCCUCCAAAACACAAUUGGUUUGUCGUGUUUGAAUUUACGAAGCACAGGGGAAAUUAACCCUUGCAGGAAAGUUCCUGGUAUAGGAUCUGCAGCAGUUGUCGAACAGUUUGCUUGGCCAGCAGCAGUGUCAGUUUCUGUGUCGAUGCUACUGAUACGUUAACUGCCUUAGGGAUUCAAUUCUAGUGUCCACUGGUAGACAUCAACCGUCUGACGUAUUGAAGACGAGACUUUGGUACGUCGGAUAAAUAAUCAGGCUUGUAUUUUUUCAAGUGUGCGCGCUCCAGCGCUUUUUCUGCAUUCGAUGAUAAGAUCGUUUCCAUAUACGGCUCUAGAACACGCGCACGGGAAAGGAGUACAUAAGUGUCCGAGGCGAAAUCAAGAAGAUUGAUGAUUCCAUCUUUCCGAAGAGCCUUGAAUGUGAGAAGAAGUAUCCGACGUGCAUCGCCAUUGGCUAGAUUAGUAGUCUCUUUUGCGGCAGCGUCUAAAAUGCGGAAGUCGGCGCUCAAUGUCUUGUAUUGGAACCGCAUCGGUUCAGUCGAAUCUUGCUCUGCUUCUUUUUCCAACAAAUGGGCUAGAAGGGUAUCGCGAAAUUGAAAGUUUGGGUCCAUUGGUUCGAGUGUUGCGGUGCAGUGGCAGUAUAGCAAUGCGUCUUUAUAUCUGAGUUUGCAUUUGCAAUGUACGCCAAAUAGGCGCCAGGCUCCUUCUGUAUCUUCAGCUGACGGAAAAUGCUCUCGUCGAGCCACCUGGGAUGACAAGUCCUUCCCCAACGUGUCUAAAACAGCAUUCGCGUGCAAUGGUAAUGAAUUUAUGGAAGAACUGUCGCCAAGCUCAACCCAGUGCUUGCAUUCGGCAUCAAGGGAAAACGGGGUGGCUCUAGAAGUAGACAAACGCAUCACUAGCGUGGCGUGCAGUUCACGUACAGCCUCACGUGUUCGAUGGCAGGUUCCUACAAUACUACUAGACGAAUGCUCCACAGCAACGCAUUCGACGCGAGCAAAAGCACGGACAACUUCACCCACCUCGAAGACACCGUCAUCCGAGCUAUCACUCGUCAAGGACGGUACAGAGUAUAUGUCUGGUUCAAUCCAAAAGAUACAAUCAAUAGUUCCAGUGCCAUCGUCAAUAACGUAAAUCACAGACCCGUUGCCUCGGCGGUCGACCGCCACAAUCGUCCCCACAAUUCUACAUUUUGAAAUGGGAAGAUAAGUGAAAGCACACGCCGUCUGUAGAUCGACAGUGUCUUCUUUGCACUUCGCAGUUCUGCAAUUGACGCCGUCCACUAGCUGCAGAUUGUGAAUUUGACUGAUCGAAAGAGGCACAUGCGCCCAAAAUGAUGGCGUAAGGCCGACAAUAAAACUCUCCGCACCCAGAUAGGAUUCUGCAUCUCCUAACAUGCCUUCCGUUGUAUGGGAUUUCAGCAAGGCCAAAGACUUUCUAUAACUGUGAAAGUGCUACCAAAGAGAACACAGCGUGUCCAUAACGG
This is a messenger RNA of Phaeodactylum tricornutum CCAP 1055/1, 3461 nucleotides long. RefSeq lists its product with no specific name. The transcript is spliced from 3 exons. The record is from RefSeq and is a predicted model, not a curated record. NCBI's taxonomy places the organism in Eukaryota, Bacillariophyta, Bacillariophyceae, Surirellales, Neidiaceae. Bases 1 to 2010 code for a protein of 669 amino acids.